This is a messenger RNA of Aspergillus alliaceus, 1572 nucleotides long. It is a transcript of the gene rhgB, whose product is annotated as putative extracellular rhamnogalacturonase. NCBI's taxonomy places the organism in Eukaryota, Fungi, Ascomycota, Eurotiomycetes, Eurotiales, Aspergillaceae. Gene Ontology annotation, biological process: carbohydrate metabolic process. The record is from RefSeq and is a predicted model, not a curated record. The coding region runs from base 1 to 1572 and encodes 523 amino acids. Gene Ontology annotation, molecular function: polygalacturonase activity. The transcript is spliced from 4 exons.
AUGCGGAUCAAUACAUUGUCGCUGUUCUCCCUCGUGAGCCUGGUACCGACCCUUGCGGUGGCCAGCCUUUCUGGAUCUGUGGGACCGUUGACCUCGGCUUCCACCAAAGCCGCCACGAAGACUUGCAAUGUUCUCGACUAUGGAGCAAAGGCGGAUAAGUCAACCGAUCUCGGACCCCCUCUAGCAUCGGCGUUCGCCGAUUGCAAGUCGGGUGGUCUGGUUAAAAUUCCAUCGGGAGAUUAUGCGAUGAAAACCUGGGUCAAGCUAGCUAAUGGCAAAGCAUGGGCCCUGCAGCUCGACGGAACCAUUUACCGUACUGGUACGGAUGGCGGAAACAUGAUCAUGGUCGAACAUACUAGCGACUUUGAGCUCUUCAGUAGCACAUCGUCGGGUGCCAUGCAGGGCUUGGGAUAUGAGUUCCACAAAGACAACAAAUGGAGUGGACCUCGUCUUUUGCGACUUUGGGACGUUACAGAUUUCUCGGUUCAUGAUAUCAUUCUUGUUGAUGCGCCUACUUUCCACUUCUCCCUGGACACUACCACCAACGGCGAAGUGUACAACAUGGCAGUGCGCGGUGGUAACCAUGGCGGCUUGGAUGGCGUUGAUGUGUGGUCGACGAACAUCUGGAUCCAUGAUGUUGAGGUAACCAACAAAGACGAAUGUAUCACAGUUAAGAGCCCUUCUAAGAACAUCCUGAUUGAGAACAUCUACUGUAAUCGGAGCGGUGGAUGCGGCAUGGGCUCUCUUGGGAAGGAUACUGACAUCAGUGAUAUCACCUACCGGAACAUUUACACCUGGAAUUCGAACAACAUGAUGUUCAUCAAGAGUAACGGUGGUAGUGGCUCCGCGAAGAACCUGCUAUUUGAGAACUUCAUCGGCCAUGGUAAUGCCUACUCAUUCGAUAUUGAUAGUUACUGGACCAGCAUGCACUCUCAGGGAGGAGAGGGUGUCGAACUGAGCAAUGUCACUGUCCGAAACUGGAAGGGUACCGAGGCGAAUGGCGCUAACAGAGGACCUAUCAAAAUUGUCUGCCCGGAUAGUGCCCCUUGCUACGACAUCACCAUUGAGGACUUUGCCAUGUGGACUGAGGACAGCUCUAGGCCAAGACAGUGGUACUCUUGCCGUAAUGCUUAUGGCUCUGGAUUCUGCCUCAAGUCCGGCUCUAGCUAUACUGUCUAUGCAGCGACCACGAGCACCGUCUCCAGUGCCCCAUCUGGCUAUUCGGCAGCCACCAUGACUUCCGACCUCAAGACGGACUUUGGCAUUACAGCCUCUAUACCGAUCCCGACUAUCCCUACCACCUUCUACCCUGGAGCGACCCCGUACAGUGCUUUGAUGGCCAACAGCGGCUCAGGGGCUGCAAAGGUCCGGGCUGUUGUGGCUUCCUCGGAGCCGACAACGGUAGCUGAGGAGGCAACUUCUACCACAGCUGAGCGAGAGACGCCCACCAGCAGCCCAGUUCCUGCUGUCGCCACUGAGCUGGGUGCUUGCCCAUUCGGAAAUGACAUGUCAGCACCUACGGGUCCUCCCAGUGCUAGCCACCAUCACCAUCGGCGUCAUAGCCAUCACUAA